Suncus etruscus (white-toothed pygmy shrew) is the source of this 2706-nucleotide messenger RNA. It is a transcript of the gene MTBP, whose product is annotated as MDM2 binding protein. The coding region runs from base 1 to 2706 and encodes 901 amino acids. NCBI's taxonomy places the organism in Eukaryota, Metazoa, Chordata, Mammalia, Eulipotyphla, Soricidae. Gene Ontology annotation, cellular component: kinetochore. Gene Ontology annotation, biological process: protein localization to kinetochore; regulation of protein ubiquitination; traversing start control point of mitotic cell cycle. The record is from RefSeq and is a predicted model, not a curated record. The transcript is spliced from 23 exons.
AUGGAUCGGUACCUGCUCCUCGUCCUCUGGGGGGACGGAAAAGUGCCCGCGGCCGCUUCUGCAAAGCCCGAGCCCUCUGGGCCCGAGUCGUCGUCGCUUGAGGGUCCCGAGAAGAGGCCCGAUUUAUCAGCAGCAAAUGUUUAUCAACUCUUGAAAAAAAGCAUUAGUGCUUCGACUAGUCCAGAGGAUAGUACUUUCCCUGCUUGUUCGGUGGAUGGGAUACCUGGUUCCAGAAAGUGGUUCUUUGCGGUGCAGGCAAUCUAUGGAUUUUAUCAGUUUUGUAGUUCUGACUGGGAUGAAGUACAUUUUGAUGUGGAAAAAGAUGAAAUUGAAGAUGUUCUUCAUACAAAUAUUGAAGAAUGUUUGAAAGCUGUUGAGUGUUUCGAAGAAGAAGAUACUAAUAGAGGAUCAGUAUCCUUGGCUGACCUCUAUGAAGAAUCAGCAGAAAAUUUGCAUCAGUUAUCUGACAAGCUUCCUGCUCCUGGUAGAGCAAUGAUAGAUAUUAUCCUGUUGCCUGCUGCCAAAGAUCAUCCUAAAUUGAAAGACUGUUUGCCUGCUAUAGGAGCGUUAAAGCAUUUAAGGGAAUGGUAUUCAGGGAAAAUUACUAUAGCAGCAAAUCAAUGUGAAAUAAAUUGCCGGAAAAUUGCAGAGUACCUUUCUGCUAAUAUUGUAUCUUUAGUAGACCUCAGAGAUACUAUUGACUCAAAGGAGUUAUGGAGGGGAAAGAUUCAGAUAUGGGAGAGAAAGUUUGGAUUUGAAAUUAGUUUUCCUGAAUUUUGUUUAAGGGGAAUCACCCCCAAGAAUUUCAUUCCAUCUAAUUUAAAUGCCUGCUCUCUUGCCAAAAAGAGAAUGCUAUCAAAGGAUAAGACAGUUUUACCAAAGGUUUUCCACUAUUAUAGUCCUGCUUUGGAAUUUGUGCAGAUGGUAAAGUUAUCAGAUUUACCCUCCUACUAUAUGUCGGACAUUGAAUUUGAGUUAGGACUGACAAGGAACAGCUCCAAACAGAACUCCUUGUUGCUUUUGGAGCAGCUCUCUUCUCUGUGUGACAAGGUUGGUGCUCUUUUUGUAUUGCCUUGUACUAUUAGUAGCAUAAUUAUUCCACCUCCCAGCCAACUCAGUUCAAGAAAAUGGAAAGAAUAUUUGACUAAAAAGCCCAAGACAAUCAGUGUUCCAGAUGUUGAAGUGAAAGGAGAGUGUUCUAGUUAUUAUCUCUUGUUACAAGGUAAUGGCAAUAAGAAAUGUAAAGCUACAUUGAUUUACUCAGCCAACCAGAUCAAUGGCUCAUUUGCCCUCAGUUAUAUUCAUGGAAAGCUGAAAGCCAGGACAGAAGCCAAACUGAGUUUUCCUUUUGACUUCUUAUCACUUCCACAGUUUUCUGGGGAGCAACUUAUAAAAAGAGAGAAACACUUAGCUAACAUUCAAGCCUUGGCUUUGAAAGAGUACCUAAGAAGGAGAAAAUCUGCAAAACAGUCUGAAGCUGUUUCUGUUGAGGAGCUCAAGAGUCUUCUAAGACUAGCAAGGGAACGCUUUUUAGAGCGUUUUGAUAAGCUCAUUCCAAAAACAGUUUCAACAACGCUAGACAAAAUGGAAACCCCCAAUGUGCUAAGUGAUUUUAGUCCAGUAGAACCUGUUUCAUCAAAUCUAAUGGAGAUCAAGCCCUUGGAAUGGCCAGAAAGGCAUGUUCUUCAGAAUCUGGAAACUUUUGAGAAAGCCAAACAAAAAACAAGAUCUGGUUCAUUCCCUCGUACAUCUGAACAGUUACUGGGCCACAAAGAGGGUCCAAGGGAUUCUGUCCCAUUAGAUGCUAAAGAAUUGCUGAAAUUUUUCACCUCAGAUGGAUUACCAAUUGGAGAGUUACAACCUUUACAGAUUCAAAAGGGGGAAAAGUCUUUCAUCUUAACACCAGAACUUAGUCCUCAGAAACUUCAGGGUUUGCCUUUUGAAAAAGCCUCCGUAUGUCAUUACCAUGGAAUUGAAUACUGCUUGGAUGACAGGAAAGCUUUAGAAAGAGAUGGCGGAUUUUCUGAACUUCAGUCCCGUCUCAUUCGAUAUGAAACUCAGACGACCUGCACUCGGGACAGCUUCCCAGUGCCUACUGUGCUGAGCCCGCUGCCAUCCCCAGCAGUCUUGUCUGAACCGGGUAGUGUCCUGGAUGGAGAAGCCCUGCAAAUCGAGCGUCACACAGAAGGGGCCCGACAGAAAAGAGGGGCAAAAGAUGUGAAUUGCCUUUAUCCCCAGAAGAGCAGACUUGCCAAAGCAGGAAGUUCAGAUUCUCUUCUUUCCCAGAAAAUUGGCCACAGUCAUCUGCAGGCUGCCAGGAACUCCAGAAACCCCCAGGCAAAGAGAUCAUCCUGCUCCUCUGUCUCUGGUCUCAGCUCUGAAACUCUAAGAGUCACUUCCACCAAAGCCAGUUCGGGACUCAAAGGCACCCAUAAAUCAAAACCCCCAAGGCAGAUUAAAGAAUCAAGAUCACAGAAGCACACUCGGAUACUGAAAGAAGUCGUUACUGAAACCCUGAAGAAACACAGUAUUCCCGAGGCUCAUGAAUGUUUCACUGCUUGUAGCCAGCGGCUCUUUGAGAUCUCUAAGUUCUAUCUAAAGGAUCUUAAAACUUCAAGAGGUCUGUUUGAAGAAAUGAAGAAGACAGCAAACAAAAAUGUUGAGCAGGUGAUCGAAUGGGUAUUAGAAAAAACAAGAAAGAACUAA